Messenger RNA from Ipomoea triloba (trilobed morning glory), 1549 nucleotides. Its product is annotated as putative serine/threonine-protein kinase. Gene Ontology annotation, molecular function: protein kinase activity; ATP binding. The record is from RefSeq and is a predicted model, not a curated record. The transcript has 6 exons. Lineage: Eukaryota; Viridiplantae; Streptophyta; Magnoliopsida; Solanales; Convolvulaceae. Bases 171 to 1310 code for a protein of 379 amino acids. Gene Ontology annotation, biological process: protein phosphorylation.
CCUCUCUCUCUCUCUCUAUAUAUACACACAAAAUCUGUAUUCAUUCGACUUCUCUUUUUUUUGUUUCUGUUAAAUUAAACAUCUUUCUCACCUUUCAUACCCUAUCCAGUACACCAAAUUGGCGCCAACAAAGAAGCUAAGACGAUUGAAGAUUAAAACAUCACAGAAAUAUGAAGUUUUCUUGCCCAGUUUUGAAGUGUUUCGGCUCUGCAUCACAAAGCUCAGAGGACAGAGAAAUCCGGCAUGGUGAAGGAAACGGGGAGAGAUUUCGGAUAUUUUCUUACGAGGAGCUGAGAUCUGCGACUCAAGGGUUCAGAUCAUCCUGCAAGAUUGGGGAGGGGGGAUUUGGCAUUGUGUACAAGGGUCGACUCCGAGAUGGAAGUUUUGUGGCUGUUAAGGUUCUGUCGGUCGAGCUGGGAUCGUUGCGUGGGGAGAGGGAGUUCAUCUCCGAGAUUUCUGCAUUGUCUGAUAUCAAACAUGAGAAUUUGGUCAGGCUCCGAGGAUGUUGUGUUAAUGGUGAUCACAGGCUUCUAGUCUAUGAUUACAUGGAAAACAAUAGCCUUAUUCACUGUUUUCUUGGGGGAGAGCAAAGCAGGAUGAGGUUCAGGUGGGGGCAGAGGAAAGAGAUAGCUUUAGGUAUAGCUAGGGGGCUAUGCUAUCUACACGAAGAGUUGAAUCCGCACAUUGUUCAUCGUGAUGUCAAAGCCAGCAACGUUCUAAUCGACCAAAAGUUCGUGCCGAAACUCUCGGAUUUUGGUCUGGCAAGGUUGUUCAGAGACAACACUUCCCACAUUAGUACUGGUGUCGCAGGAACAUUAGGCUAUCUUUCCCCGGAAUAUGCUGUCAGCGGACAUUUAACCCGAAAGUCAGAUGUCUAUAGCUUCGGAGUACUAUUACUAGAGUUGAUCAACGGUGGCCCGAUAGUCACCUUCGAUAUAGAACGAGGAGAAAUUUUCUUAGUUAACAAGGCGUGGGAGCUGCACAACGCGGGGCGGCUGACGGAGCUAGUUGACCCGUUACUGGGCGGAGAUUUUCCGGCGGAGGAGGGCGGCCGGCUGUUGAAACUCGGCCUGCUCUGCGUGCAAGAAACGGCGAGUCUCCGGCCAAAGAUGUCGGCGGUGAUGAAGAUGAUGAGCAGCGAGGAUUCCAUGGAGGGCGUAGAGAUCACAAGGCCUGGGAUUGUGGCUGAUCUCAGAGAUGUGAAGAUUGGCAACAAAACUUCGUCGCAGAGCUUUUUCUCCAACCGGCCAUCGACUAGCAUGAGCCCUUCAAGCCCAUUUCACGGAGGGAUUAGAAGAACUUUUUCUUAAUCUUAUCGUUACAGCCAUUUUUAGCUAGAUUAGUACAGAGAUGUUUCAGACUUCAUAGGAUGGAUGUUCAGAUUCUUGGGCUAGCUAGAACCUUGAUUCUUUUGUUUUUGGAUAAAUAGGAAAGAUUUAGGGAUGUUUGGUAAAUAGCGGUUGGCUAAUUGUAGAAAGAUUUUUGGUAAAUUAGUUGUUAAUUGAUAGCUGAUUAUAUAUAAAAUGACUGCCAAAGCCCUUGUGGUCAA